This is a messenger RNA of Mercurialis annua (annual mercury), 2103 nucleotides long. Its product is annotated as RNA polymerase sigma factor sigE, chloroplastic/mitochondrial. The transcript is spliced from 6 exons. Gene Ontology annotation, molecular function: DNA-binding transcription factor activity. The record is from RefSeq and is a predicted model, not a curated record. Gene Ontology annotation, biological process: regulation of DNA-templated transcription; DNA-templated transcription initiation. Bases 211 to 1701 code for a protein of 496 amino acids. Lineage: Eukaryota; Viridiplantae; Streptophyta; Magnoliopsida; Malpighiales; Euphorbiaceae.
CACAAUAAUUUACGUGUUUAUGAUUCCUGUAUUAAAGCUCAAAAUAUUAGUGGGUUCAGAUUCUCUACGUUGUUUGGUUUAUCAAAUUAAAAUUAAAUACUUGAGAUUUCUUGUGAAGUUUGAAUCACCGAUCAGAAUCUGCUGUACCUGUAAAGUGAUUGUACAGAAGUUCUUAAUAUAGACAUUACAUUUUCACUGAGGCAAUUUGACAUGGGAGUUGUAACUGCUUCUAGCUCAGCUGCUUGUACACCAUUAAGAUUAAGCACACAAUUUUCAAAUUAUAGAUGUACAGCGAAAAGACCAUUGAUUAUAGCAUUUAAAGAAGAUAAACCCAAUAACAUGAUUUUGAUUACUCCUCAUGACCAAAUUCCAUUGCCUAUAGAAGCUCCGAAAAGGAAAAAGAGAUCGAGACGAGCUAAAACCAACAAGGAAGUUACGGGACACACCUUGGAUUUGGAUUACAAUGAAGCUGCUGCCAAGCUUGAGAGCAUUUACAAGCUUAGCCCGACAGCUGAUACUUCUGAUGUAGAUAUUGAGAGCUUGGUCGAGAAAACUCGCCAGAGGAAGAGGAAAUCAGAGAACAAAACUAGCAAAACCGUCGUUAGGAACAGUGUGAAGAAAACCAAACGGUUGAGUCUUGAUAAAAGGAUAGUAUUGAAAAUGAGCAAGGAAGAGGAAUUAGGAAGUCUAAUAAGGAAGAAAACGGAUGCUAAGGAUGAAAACGAGAAGAUUGAGGAACUCGUGAGGACUUAUUCGUCGUCUACUGAUUUGGUUAGCUUGGAUUGGAAAAAAAUGAAGAUUCCACCUGUUCUAUCUUCGAAAGAGCAUGCGUGGUUGUUCAAGUUGAUGCAACCCAUGAAAUCCCUCCUUCAUGUGAAAGAGGAUUUGCAAAAUAAAUUGGGAAGAGAAUCAGCCGAGCGCGAACUAGCUGAGGCAACUAACUCGACUGUGGAGAAAGUAAGAAAACAGUUGGAGGUUGGUCGAGCUGCAAGAAGUAAGCUAAUUAAGCACAAUCUCCGGCUUAUUUUGUUUGUAAUCAAUAAAUAUUUUCAAGACUUCGCAAAUAGCCCGAGGUUUCAAGAUCUUUGCCAAGCAGGAGUGAAAGGGCUUAUCACAGCAAUUGAUCGCUUUGAACCGCAGAGGAGAUUUCGUCUCUCAACAUAUGGUCUAUUUUGGAUUAGGCAUGCCAUAAGAAGAUCAAUGACACUCUCAAGCUUUACACGCGUGUCAUUUGGCCUUGAGUCGGUUAGAACAGACAUUCAAAAAGCAAAACUGGAGUUACUGAUUGAGCUUCAAAGACAACCAACGGAGGAAGAGAUUAUCAAGAGGGUGGGAAUUUCCCCGGAGAGGUAUCGUGAAGUAAUUAGGGCCUCAAAAUCUGUUGGUUCUCUACAUUCAAGGCAUGUGGUUACCCAAGAAGAGUUCAUUAAUAUGAUUACGGACAUUGAUGGAGGUGAUAACGAGAGGCAACAGGCUAUUCUUCGGCUCGCUCUUGAUGAUGUGCUUGAUUCAUUGAAGCCUAAGGAGAGCUUAGUGAUUAGACAGAGAUACGGACUUGACGGAAAAGGUGACAGAACAUUAGGAGAGAUUGCUGGAAACUUAAAUAUCUCCAGAGAAAUGGUUCGGAAAUAUGAAGUCAAGGCGCUCAUGAAGCUGAAGCACCCAGCUCGAGUUGAUUACCUACGUCACUAUGUUGUUUAAACUCAUCGACAUCACAAAAGGUUUGCUUAUAGUAUACUCUUUUCUCCUUCGUAUCCCCGUCCAUAACCCGCCAUUGCUGCAUUAUACUAGACUACUAGUGAACAGUAUUAUAGCCAUUUUUAACCAUGUGAAAAUAGAGAAAUCACUUCCCAUGUAGUAUAUACCUCUAUAGAACUUGAAAUCCGUAGACCAUACAUACAUACAUACAUGUAUUAUUUUUCUUUUCUUUAUAAUCUGAAAUUCUCUCUUUUUACUUAUCUCAUGUAUUCUGAACCAAUUUGGGUACUAAUCUCUCGUAUACGUUGUAAGUAAACUUGCCGAGCGCAAUGUUUUAAGGUUUCAUUUCCUUUUGAUACUUUUGAAAGUAUGAAACUUUAUAUGUAUAUUUCGUAGUUUCUCAUU